Messenger RNA from Mytilinidion resinicola, 991 nucleotides. RefSeq names its product cytochrome c reductase iron-sulfur subunit. NCBI's taxonomy places the organism in Eukaryota, Fungi, Ascomycota, Dothideomycetes, Mytilinidiales, Mytilinidiaceae. Gene Ontology annotation, cellular component: membrane. The transcript is spliced from 3 exons. Bases 292 to 699 code for a protein of 135 amino acids. Gene Ontology annotation, biological process: mitochondrial electron transport, ubiquinol to cytochrome c. Gene Ontology annotation, molecular function: quinol-cytochrome-c reductase activity; 2 iron, 2 sulfur cluster binding. The record is from RefSeq and is a predicted model, not a curated record.
AAGAUCCCCAGCUUCGCAAAGUACAGGAACAAGAGCGGCGAGAGUUCGACGAAGGUCUUCCAAUACUUCAUGGUCGGCACGAUGGGCGCCAUCACGGCUAUGGGAGCAAAGGCGACCGUGCAAGGUUCGUGGAGCUUUUAUCGAUGGAAAAACGGAGUCAAUUGGCUUGGAAUUGGCUGUGUGGACGGGACUGGGGACAAUGGGGGCGCACAAUUGAUGGACUGGACGGGUUUAUGAUAUACAUGGGAGAGGAGGGCUAAUAAGACAUCACUCGCAGACUUCCUCGUCAACAUGUCCGCCUCCGCCGACGUGCUUGCUCAAGCCAAGGUCGAAGUCGAUCUCUCUGCCAUUCCAGAGGGCAAGAACGUCAUCAUCAAGUGGCGAGGCAAGCCCGUCUUCAUCCGCCACCGUACCGAAUCCGAGAUCCAAGAAGCUGAGGACACCAAGUGGGAAGCUCUACGAGACCCGCAGCCCGACUCAGAUCGUGUCCAGAAGCCGGAUUGGUUGAUCAUGCUUGGCGUUUGCACACAUCUUGGAUGUGUCCCCAUCGGCGAAGCCGGCGACUUUGGCGGCUGGUUCUGUCCUUGCCACGGUUCUCACUACGAUAUCUCCGGCCGUAUAAGGAAGGGCCCCGCGCCACUAAACCUCGAGAUUCCUGCGUACGAUUUCCCCGAAGAAGGAAAGGUUGUCAUCGGUUAGAAUUGGCCACUUGUAUAUUAGCGUGCCCGAGACAAGAUUUUGGUGGGAGGGGGGAUUGUGUUGAUAGGUGUUCUAGACCAUAUGGAAUUCUGAAAGUUCAACAUCUCAUUAUUGCACUGACUUGAGGGUAAACCGCGCGGCCAGAGUGUAUUUUUACUUUCAUUGUCAUCUCUUCGGCCUCAGCCUCCAGGGCGUGACAUGAUAUUGUCACUGCUCCUGGUCUAUCAAAGGAGGGCCCUUCGAUGUGACAAACACAACCCAAACUCCAUAUCUCGCCCUCGCUCUAAGCCUA